AUGGUCGAGACCACACCAUCCCCCUUCACGCCUGAGGUAAGGGCGAGGUUCCAGGCCAACGCGGAGAAGGCCUCCCGGGACUUCAGGUCCGAUGUCGUAACCGUCCCGACGGAGGACAUGAUGAAGGCCGUCCUGGAGGCAUCCGUAAACGAUGACAUCUACGACGAAGAAGGCGACCCCUCGGUCAAGGCCCUCGAGCAGAGGCUCGUCGAGCUCACCGGCAUGGAGGCCGCCCUGUGGGCCGUGUCGGGCACGCAGGGCAACCAGAUCUGCCUGCGCACGCACCUGACGCAGCCUCCGCACGGCGUCGUCCUCGACCACCGCGCCCACGUCCACUGCUGGGAGUCGGGCGCCCUGCCCGUCAUCUCCCAGGCGUCGACCACUACCGUAAAGCCCAAGAACGGCGUGCACUUGACCCUCGAAGACAUCAAACCUCACAUCAUUCCCUAUGGCAACAUCCACUUCCCGCCCACGAGAGUCGUCUCCCUCGAGAACACCCUCUACGGCACGGUCCUGCCCCUCGCCGACGCCCAGGCCAUCUCGUCCUACGUCCGGGGCCUGCCCGUGGCCGAGGGCCAGCAGCCGGUGCGGAUGCACCUCGACGGCGCGCGCGUCUUCGACGGCGUCGCGGCCGAGGGGUCCGACCUGAGGGCCUACGCCGCCUGCUUCGACAGCAUCUCCGUCUGCCUGGCCAAGGGCAUCGGCGCGCCCAUGGGCAGCGUCGUCCUCGGCAGCGGGGCGUUCGUCGCGCGCGCCAGGUGGUUCCGCAAGAUGCUCGGCGGCGGCACGCGGCAGCCGGGCAUGAUGGCCGCCGCCGCGCUGGCCGCGCUCGAGCACAGCCUGCCGCGCCUGCCGGCCGUGCACGGGAUGACCCGCGCCGCCGCCGUCGAGCUCGAGGCCCUGGGUUACCGCUUCUCGCUGCCGCCGCAGACAAACAUGAUCCUGCUGGACCUCGAUGCCGUGGGGAUCCCGCCCGCGGCCUUUGUCGAGUACUGCGCGCGCGAGAAGAUCGCCGUGUUCCCCAUGGCCAGGCUGGUCUUCCAUCAUCAGACGUCCGAGGCUGCCGUCAGGGCCCUUGUCAGUGCGCUCACUAAGCUCAUGCAGGAUAAAAAGAAGGGGGUGGCGCUGGAAGACAAGAAGAUUGGCGGAGGGUACAGCUGA
This is a messenger RNA of Thyridium curvatum, 1161 nucleotides long. RefSeq lists its product as uncharacterized. Gene Ontology annotation, biological process: glycine biosynthetic process; L-threonine catabolic process. The record is from RefSeq and is a predicted model, not a curated record. Gene Ontology annotation, molecular function: L-allo-threonine aldolase activity. Lineage: Eukaryota; Fungi; Ascomycota; Sordariomycetes; Thyridiales; Thyridiaceae. The transcript is spliced from 3 exons. The coding region runs from base 1 to 1161 and encodes 386 amino acids. Gene Ontology annotation, cellular component: cytosol.